UCCGCCAGUCUCUUCCGCGGCUACUCAAGGGUAGUUGUUGUCGUCGUGGUAGUCGUAGCCGUUGUAGUGAUAGUAGCAACAGCGACUUUCAACGGCUAUCGUUCAUGCUCGAGUAGAAAAAAGAAUUACAAAAAUCGAACGUAGUAUAACCACCGACAACGAAUAAUAUGUGCGAUUGAAAUUUGUCUCUUUUCUUUUUUCUUAUGCAUUAAUCUGUAUACAAAGUGCAAAAAUGCGCGCACGGUUAGAGAAAUAUGCAGAUUACAACAAGUGAAUCGACGAUACGCGCAGCAGCUUGCAUACGAAAUCGGUAUAAUCCACGUAAUAUCACGCUGCGAUCGUCUCAACGCAACGUCGAAGACGCCGAUUACGAUGAUUCUGGCACCUCUUGUGAACAGCAGCGGCGGCAGCAGCAGCGAAGUCGAUAGCUCGUCUUGGGCUGCAACAGCAGCAGCGGCAAUAAUGUCAUCGCCAACUACGGGCUCGCCCGUGGAAAACGUCAGCAGCUACUACGACGACGUAAUAGCGUCAACGAUGACGAGUGGAGGCGGCGGCACAGCUCGAACUACUGCAGCACUGGAUUACGACGAUUUGCCGAUGGAUAUGCGCUUCAACGACAGCCACGUGAUCGGCAUAUCGGUCUACAGCUGCCUCAUGAUCAUCUCGGCGAUCGGCAACACGACCGUGCUGAGGCUAUUGUUGAGGAGGAAAAGCAAUUCGUCGAGGCCGAGAAUCAAUUGGAUGCUCAUACAUUUGGCAAUCGCCGACUUGCUGGUGACGUUCCUAAUGAUGCCGAUGGAGAUCGGCUGGCUGGUGACUGUCUCGUGGGUGGCGGGCGACGCCAUGUGCCGGAUCAUGUCGUUCUUUCGCAUGUUCGGCCUCUGCCUGUCGUCCAACAUCCUGAUCUGCAUCAGCGUCGACAGGUAUCACGCGGUGAAGCGGCCGCUGUCGAUGCUCGACGUCGACAAGCGCGGCAAGUGGAUGCUGAUCGUGGCCUGGUGCGUCUCGUUCGCCUGCUCGGCGCCCCAGUCCAUCGUUUUUCACGUCGAGGCGCAUCCCGACUACCCGUGGUACGAGCAGUGCGUGACCUUCAACACGUUCUCGAGCGUGACGCACGAGCGCAUCUACGCCGUUUUUGGAAUGAUCACCAUGUACUGGAUACCGUUCAUCGUCAUCAUUUACACCUACACGAGCAUAAUCGUCGAGAUGUACAAGAGGUCGAGGAGCACCACCACCGGCAUAAGAAGGUCGUCGCUGGGCUUUCUCGGACGAGCUCGAGUACGCACGCUGAAAAUGACCAUAAUCAUCGUUUUGGUAUUUUUCGUCUGCUGGACGCCUUAUUACGUGAUGAGCCUGUGGUACUGGAUUGAUCAUCGCACAGCCAAGAACGUCGAUCAACGAAUACAAAAGGCUCUGUUUCUAUUUGCAUGCACGAAUUCGUGCAUGAAUCCCAUUGUUUACGGGGCUUUCAAUAUACGCAAAGGCAAUAAGGCACCGGUACGAGCGCCCACCAUUGAAACACGAGUGACUCCGCUAUCUCUUUCGAUUAGACUUAUUGCCUGACACAAAACGAGCAAAAAAAAUCGCACAUAUAUUUAUAAUCCAUCGCCUUACUUGUAUCUGUACAUAAUAUUUUAUAUAUGAAAAUAAUAAUAAUAAUAAUAAGAAUACAGAGACGAGCUUUUUCCUCCAUUUCAGUAUACGAAUUGUUGUUCAUGUUUAUGAUUGGAGGGCUUAUAAGGACCGCACGUGCAUCGAUGUAAAUAACUUGACUGUGUCCAGAGUAAUUAUUUUCGUUUACGAGGUCAUUGGCAUCUAACGCUGUCAAUGUGCCUUUAUAACAAUGAUGCUUAAAGAUCUCUUUUUUUGUCAUUCAACUCAUACGCAACUCUUGUACGUUUUUUGACAGAGUUAAAAUUUUUCACACCGAAUUAUAUGUACAUAUCUAUAAAAAAAUAAAAAUGAAAAAGGAAAUAACGCAACACGUGCGAUACGAAACUUGACAUUGCGCACUUGUUGCUGUCUUGACAUGGCCAUGAAAAUCAAAACUGCCAUUUGUAAAUAAUUAAAUGUCACACUCGGAGGUAGAAAUAGACUCUCCAAAUCCAAUUAUCACCUGAGCAAUGUUGAUCGAUCUUUCAUUCUUCACACUUUAUACGUUUUGUGAUGAGCUCUGUGUGUCUCUUUUAGGUGACCAGAAAUUGGGACAUUCACACUCUGAAGUGAUUCAAGUUUUUAAAAUAGAAGCGACUACCGUGAUUGAUUCAAUUUUUCUUUUCUCAUAAAUUAAAUAAUUACAACGCUCGUGUUGACCAUAUGUAUAGAAAAUAUAUAAAUAUUAUUUUUUUACCGCAUAGACUAGCUCUGUAAUAAAUAACGCAUUAUUAUAAACGAUCGUUCAAACUUGACAUUUCUAGUCUACGGCGUGCCCACGUCUUAAUUAUCAUUCUGAAUAUACAUACUUAAACUGGGCAUAGAAUUUUCGGAGACCUGAUAAAAACGAUAUGAAAAAAUUAUUAUUAUUAUAAUUAUUAUAAUUACAAUUGAAUACCGUGUUAUUCUCGCAUUUAGUUUGUACGUUAAUUAUAUUGACAACUAAAUAAAAUUGUUCCUUGUGUAAUUUAUAAUUUUUUCAAAUAAAUCAACAAA
This is a messenger RNA of Trichogramma pretiosum, 2649 nucleotides long. It is a transcript of the gene AkhR, whose product is annotated as gonadotropin-releasing hormone II receptor. Gene Ontology annotation, cellular component: membrane. The coding region runs from base 373 to 1563 and encodes 396 amino acids. Lineage: Eukaryota; Metazoa; Arthropoda; Insecta; Hymenoptera; Trichogrammatidae. Gene Ontology annotation, biological process: G protein-coupled receptor signaling pathway. The record is from RefSeq and is a predicted model, not a curated record. The transcript has 6 exons. Gene Ontology annotation, molecular function: G protein-coupled receptor activity; peptide binding; adipokinetic hormone receptor activity.